This is a messenger RNA of Nymphalis io (European peacock), 2204 nucleotides long. RefSeq names its product probable methyltransferase-like protein 25. The transcript has 9 exons. The record is from RefSeq and is a predicted model, not a curated record. Lineage: Eukaryota; Metazoa; Arthropoda; Insecta; Lepidoptera; Nymphalidae. Bases 638 to 2119 code for a protein of 493 amino acids.
AGCUACCGAUUUGGAUUUUGUAUCAGACAUGAGACAUCAGAUGAUCAGUCCUGUAAACAUAGUAGUCAAUUAGCGUAAAUACACGCCAGAAAAGGGAGAAAAAAAAAAGUAAUCGAAGAAUAUAAAUUUUAAAUAUAUUAACUUCGGAACGUGUAAAUAUAACCUCCCUUCCUAUAACCUUUCUCGAAUAAUUUCUAGACUGAAUUCAUUAAUAACAUUUAUUAAAAAUAGAAUACAAUUUGAUAAAUGGCAAAGGAAACAGAUUUCAAUGAAAUUCUUGACAAUAUAUUUUUAAGUGAAAAUACGCAAUGUGAACAAAGUUAUGAAGAGGGUUAUAAAGUCGGAAGGGAAGCAGGAAAUCCCGAAGGGUUCCAUCUGGGUUAUCACAGAGGCGCUGAAUUAGGGAGAGAACUGGGUUACUAUCUCGGGAUAGUUACAUACCACAUAGAAAACCAAGACAAACUAGAGAUACAAUAUUCAGAUAAGAUUGUGAAGCAAUUAGAAAAAGUAAAGGAGCUUAUUGAAAAAUUCCCACGUGAAAAUUCAGAAGACCAAGACAUUCUUGGCCUUGCGGAAACUAUAAGAGCCCAAUAUAAGAAAGCUUGUGCAUUUUUAAAGAUAUCAUCAGCUAAUCCUUAUGGUGCUGACGUCUCUUUUUAAAAAAAUAACUAAUUUCAAAUCUAAAACUAACAUGGACAAAGUAUCCAAACUCCAUCAACAACUAGACAACAUAAUAAGUUAUCUAUCACCACUUUUACCACUUGCCAAUUGCCAUAUGGUGGAAUUUUUCACCCACAAUCAUUGGGAGAAAUUGUUACCACCAGACUUAAGACAAUAUUUAGAGGACCAAGAAAUGAAUGAUGCCAUUGAUCAAUUCUGGAAAUGUGGAAGCAAGAUGGUUGAUAAUGAGCUAACAAAGUGGGUACUUGAUAGCCAGUCUCACUGUGUGAACUUAAGCAAUGAUUACUGUAUCUCGAGAACACAACUUCAAGAGAAGAUUAAAUCAUGGGGGGGAGACUUUAAACCAGAAGUACGAAUUAAACAAUUCAUGACAAGCAAGAAAAGCUAUGAAGUUCAAACAAUGUCGCAUCUUGUUGCAUCACUGUUCAACGCAAGUGGUUCAACACAUUGCGUUGAAGCAGGUGGUGGUAGAGGCCACCUUCCUGUCGCGUUAUCACUAGCUUACCACCUGCCAAGCCUGACGGUGGAUUGCGAUGAACGUACUAUCAGUAAUGCUGAAAACAGAGUUAAGAUCAUACAGAAACAAUGGCAUGCAAUAGCAAAGAAAAUAAGAGAUGGUAGCGAAGAAAGUAUAUCGGAAAGCAUCAACUCCAACUUGCAUCGAUUUGCGUCCACUUUUAUAACAAAAGACACUGAUCUAGCAGCGAUUGUGAGAGAAAAGUUUCCAGAACAUUCCAGCUACGAUAUAAAGCUACUGUUAACGGGUCUGCACACGUGCGGCAACCUGGGCCCGUCGUCACUCCGCAUACUGUCGUCCCGCUCGCACGUGUCCGCCGCGCUGACCGUGCCGUGCUGCUACCACCUGCUGCUUGAACGCACCGACCACCACCUGCUGGACGUGUUCCAGCGGGACCACGGACACGUGGCCACGGGACAUGGGUUCCCUAUGGCGGAACAUUUGAGAGGGUAUAAUCUAGGUCGUAACGCCCGAAUGCUCGCCGCUCAGUCGAUAGACCGCGUCGUGCAUUACCGACAGUUGCCUGACAAGAGUCUAUUAUAUCGAGCUAUGCUUCAGGUAAUCAUCAGAACUCACUUACCUGACUUGCCUCUGUCCGAAGGAAAGUUAAAAGGAUUAGGACCGAAGUGUAAAGAUUUUAAGGAAUAUUUCAAAACGGCAGACGGUCUACUUAAACUCGGUCUCUAUGAUACCUUACCUGACACUUACCUGUCGGAUUUAGUUGAAAAUAUGCAUUGCCAGUGGAAAAAAAUAGUUUUAUUUUACCUUGUCAGGUUAUGUUUGGCGCAAGUUAUUGAAAGUGUUAUAUUGUUGGAUAGAUUAUUGUAUUUAUAUGAGAAUGGUUUUGAAAAGGUUUAUUUGGUGAAAUUGUUUGACCCAGUGCUAUCACCUAGAUGUCACGGUAUUGUAGUUGUAAGGUGAUUAAUAUUUAUUAUUAUAUGUUUUAUACAAUAAAUUAAUUUUAGUAAUCAAUAAUUUUACUAAUUAAUAAAUUAAUUUUACUAUC